This is a messenger RNA of Aspergillus alliaceus, 1980 nucleotides long. Its product is annotated as copper amine oxidase. Gene Ontology annotation, biological process: amine metabolic process. The transcript has 2 exons. Bases 1 to 1980 code for a protein of 659 amino acids. Lineage: Eukaryota; Fungi; Ascomycota; Eurotiomycetes; Eurotiales; Aspergillaceae. Gene Ontology annotation, molecular function: quinone binding; primary methylamine oxidase activity; copper ion binding. The record is from RefSeq and is a predicted model, not a curated record.
AUGACGCGCGCUUAUCGAGUUUGCUCGGAUGGCUGCUGUGCCCUACCUCAAAAGCCAAAGACAGUAGAGCGGAACCUUCAUCCACUUGAUCCUUUAACUGCAGACGAAGUCAUAGUUACUGCUGCGCUUAUCCGUGACCAUGCCGGUUUAGAUGACCUUGCGUUCAACUGCAUUACUCUCCAGGAACCAGAGAGAUGCGAGUAUACGGCCUUCCGUAAUGGGGCUGCCUGCCAUCCAGACCGCCGAGCUUUCUCGAUUGUACUCCGUAAUGGUACAGGGCAAGUAUCAGAGGCGGUAGUGAAUCUCAGAGCUAGGCAGAUAGAAUCGUGGAGAGAUGUUCACAAUGUUUUACCCGUGUACGGCACGGAGAAUAGGCACUUGGAAGAGGCAGCCCGUUCUAAUCCCGAUGUUAUCAAGGUGUGCCGCGAACUCGGUAUCACAGAUAUGAACAGGGUGUACUUUGAUGUAUGGGCUAGUGGUGUCGAGGACCGAUGGGGCCUCAACCGACCCCUUCAACAAGCAAUUCCAUACUACCGCCUGUCUGCCUGUGACAACCAAUAUGCUCAUCCACUAGACUUCAGCAUUGUAGUUCACCCCGAGACGAACGAAAUAAUCUCUGUGGAUGUCCGGCUUGCCAAUAACAAACGAGCGCCGAUCCCUCUUGACGAAUAUAAUUACCGUCCCGAAUUUCUAGAGGACUUCUACUGCCUAGAUCGAUUGAAGCCCAUUGAGAUUAAUGAGCCACACGGCACAUCAUUCCACACUGAGGGCAAUGAGAUAACAUGGGCGGCGCUCAAGAUGCAUGUGGGAUUCAAUUACCGUGAGGGUAUUGUUUUGUCGGACGUCCGGAUUGAUGAUCCCUAUGAGCAGGCGGAGCGGACAUUGUUUAAUCGAAUAAGCAUCGCGGAGAUCACAACACCUCAUGGACCCCCUAGCUCAAUGGCAAAUUCGCUACAACUCGGAAGUGAUUGCACAGGGCCUAUUCAUACCUUGGAUGCUGUCACAGUGACAUCCAAGGGGGAUCCAUAUAUUAUCAAAAAUGCCAUCUGUAUCCAUGAGGAAGACAACGGACUUCUUUACAAACACACGGACAUGCGAGAUAACUCUGUUGUUUCUGCUCGUGAUCGAAAGCUCGUCAUUUCUCAAACCGUUUCUGCAGCCAACUUUGAUUAUGCCUUCUAUCAUAGUUUUAGCCUCGACGGAACAUACAAACUGGAGGUUAAAAUGACCGGAACGCCCUCUAUAUCCUGGUUGCAUCAGCAAGAUGACCCUGCCCCCUUCGGGGCGGUUGCUGCUCCUGAUCACCAACACAUGUUCUCUCUCCGGAUUGAUCCAGCCAUGGAUGGACCUCACAACUCCGUGGUCCAGAAUGAUGUUGAUACCACAAGUGGCUCUGCCAAUAUCCCGACGCAGUGGAAUGACCGGCCGGCCAACAUUAAGACACCUUUCCGCACUGCAUCCCAGAGUGCUGCCAGUUACUGUUUUGAUACCAGUCGAACAUGGGAUAUCAUCAAUCCUACUUCACUCAACCCCAGAUCCAAAAAACCAGUUGCCUACAGGAUUUUCAAUAGAAACUGGCCCCCACUAUACAGCCAGCCGGAAGGCAAGCGAGCAGGGGUUUUUCAAAAAGCGCUCUGGGUCACUCCCUACCGGGAUAGGGAGCUCUACCCCACUGGUAAAUAUCUGUGCCAGUCACAUAAUCCGAAUAGCGAAACGAUACUUGAUUGGGUGGCUCGAGACGAAACAAUUGACAAUACGGACAUUGUAUGCUAUGUCCAAUUCGGAAUCGCAUAUUUUCCCCGCACGGAGGACUUUCCGAUCAUGCCUGUAGAAUCGGCGGAUGUUACGCUCCGGGCGUCGAACUUCUUUCAGAAGAACCCAGCUCUGUGGGUUCCACCAUCGACCAUGAACAAGACUCGAGGGACAAAGGGUAUGCUCGACAAACCACAGGAGCACUGUACACAAGUUCCGAAACUGUAG